UGUGUGUGUGUGUGUGUGUGGGUGGGUGCGAUAAAAAUGGAAUGGUCAGCACUUUUGUUCCCAUGAUUAAUGAAAUUGAGCGAUUUUCUCUGUCUCUCUGCCUGACUUCAGUUAACUAUCGUUGGAUAAAUGAUAUUCUUUCAGGAGAUUCAGAUUACAGUCAGAUAGUUAAGACUAAAAAUUACUUCUCAAAAAAGAAAAGAAAAAGUGAUAUAUUUUAGUGGUUCAAACAAAGUGUAUUUUAGUUGUUUAGCUAUUAGCCUCAUAUUAGCCUCAUAUUAGCCUCAUAUUAGCCUGGUCUGUUUUUGGUCUGAUCAAUAAAGUUGAGUCAAAGCUAAAUGAUAGCUCAUGCUAACAGCUGUAAACAGAGUCUGGUUCUGUGUCAGCCUGUCAGGUCUGCUGUGUGGGGUAAUCUGUGUGAUCACAGUCACCUGUGUCUGUAAUUAGCCUCACUCCUGUCACCUGGUGCUCCCUGUAUAUAUACCUCUCUCCUUCACGCGGGCCUGGUUGGAUCAGUGUAAGUUAGUGACUGUCUGUGUGAGCACUGUGUGGUUGUGUCGAGCUUUUUGUUGUAGCUGUUCCUAGUUUGUUCCUGAGCAAGUCUGUAGCUGUGCCCAACUCUGUUCGUGUUCUCAGCUCUGCUCGACUUUGCGUAUGUUUUUGUCCUGUUUUUUGGAAUUUAGAAUCUUCAAAUAAACCGACGUGACGCAGCCUGAAUUUAUUCACUCGCUCUUCUCACCGUGGAGAACAUCGAUCGUGAUUCACUCCGUCAGAUUUUCUCUCCGUCAACAGCGGAAGCUUCUUCAUACAAUAAUGAGCUCGGCCGCAGCAGAAAAUCAAUUUCAACAACAGCAAUUACGCUGCAGAUCGUUGAGGUUACAAGACAAACGCACACCUGUGAGACGCCCAGACCAACAAGUCACGUUCUCCUCAGUCUUAACGUCUCUAACGAACAACUCUCUUUUUCUCCCCAGUUCCUUUCCCGACUCCAAAGAACAGUAUCCAGAUUUUCCCUUCAAGAAUGGAGGCAUGGCGGGGGCCAUUGAGCUGAAACGGCCUGUGGGGGCGCACUGUCAUGGAACCAAAGCCGUGGUGCAUGAGGAGAGCGUGGACAGGCUUCUGGCCCAGAAGAAACUCUACAUCGCCUCGGGCGUCUGCCUCAUCUUCAUGAUCGGAGAGGUCGUAGGAGGCUACCUGGCCCACAGCCUGGCCAUCAUGACAGAUGCUGCCCACCUUCUGACAGACUUCGGCAGCAUGAUGGUGAGCCUGUUCUCCCUGUGGAUCUCCUCCAGACCACCCACCAAGACCAUGAACUUUGGCUGGCACAGAUCAGAGAUCCUGGGAGCCUUCAUCUCCGUCAUGUCCAUCUGGAUCGUCACAGGAGUUCUGGUCUAUCUGGCCGUCGAGAGGAUCGUACGCAACGACUACGAGAUCGAUGGCCACGUGAUGCUAGUGACCUCCGGCUGUGCCGUCAUCGUCAACAUCAUAAUGGCCUACAUCCUGCACCACUCCACCACCUUCCACGCUCACGGCAGUGGCUACCGCCACAUUGACGAGGACGGUCGGAGUCCCGUCAAUCACAGCCACGCGCUCCUCAGCGGCCACGGCAACACCAGCGUACGCGCCGCCUUCAUCCACGUGGUGGGGGAUCUGCUGCAGAGCGUCGGCGUCAUGGUGGCGGCGACAAUCAUCUUCUUUCGGCCAGAAUACAAAGUAGCGGAUCCCAUCUGCACCUUCCUGUUCUCUGUCUUUGUCCUGUGCACCACCCUGACCAUCCUCAGAGACGUCUUCAGGAUACUCAUGGAAGGGUCUCCUAAAGGGAUCGAGUUCAACUCAGUGAAGGAGGUGCUGCUCUCUGUCAAGGCCGUCAAGUCCAUGCACUCUCUCCAUCUCUGGGCCCUGACUCUGGGUCAGGCGCUGGUCUCUGUUCACCUGGCCGUAGAAGAGGGCGCCGAUCCCCAGUCCGUGCUGCACGAGGCCACUGAACUGCUCCACACCAAAUUUGGUUUCCACAGCAUCACCAUCCAGGUGGAGCUCUACUCUGAAGACAUGAGCCACUGCUCCCACUGCCAGGACCCCAGUGACUGAUCUGAAACCGGACUGAUCUGGACUGGACUGGACCCACAACCACAAGGGAGGGGCUAAAACGCACUCUGUGGGUUGAGACGUGUUUUAUUUGUGCACUUUUUGUUUUUGUGUUGGCAGAAAAAUCCUCCAUGUGUCCGUUUGUCCAGAGUUGAUUUUGACGCGUCAUGAUGCGAAGAAAGGAGAUUAAAAAAUCAGUUCCAGUCUUUGGUCAAACUGUCCCUUCAUGAAGAUUAAAGUUAAUAUUUAGCAAAGAAGCAACGGAUGUCGUUAAAAUUGUUAGCAUUCAGUAUCAGCUUAGCAACCAACCACUGGCUUAAUGAGUGCUUAAUUACCAGACUCUGAAAUCUCACCACUAGAUGUCACUCUCUCUUAAACAUUAGCUCUAUUUAAGUAUUUUAGUAGCCCGUUACAUUAGCUACUCCAAGCUACUGUGGUUUAGCUAAUGUUUAGUAUGUAACUAAAGACACAAAGCUAAAAAUUAGAGAAACUGGAGGCAGCUAUGCUACACUACUGUUAAGCAUUAACUUUACGAUAAUUGCUAAGCUAAUACUUAACCUGUUUUCAAAACUGAAGACAACGUGAAAGGGUUUUCGGGGGUUUUUUUUCCCCUAAGGUGGACCGUUAGAGGCUGAUCGAUCACUGGUGUCCAGUCCGUCCGAGUCAGUGACCACUGCUGGACCAAAACACUGCCUGAUUUUUAGACCUUCAUGUAAACGUCCAACAACUGCCAGACACAGAGGCACAUCAAGGUCGUAAACACAACGUCAUUGUUCAUCUAGGAUUAAAAACCAUAAUCCUCUGCUUAGGUGUGCUGGUACGCAGCGUCCCACUGGGACAUGUGGACCAUGUUGAUGUGGGUUCUGUUCUGCUGGUUUUCUUACACUGUCAGUUUGACGUCAGCUUUGCCUGCAGACGUGGAAGUCUGAGCCUCUACCGAUGUUUUACAAAACCAAAUAUAGUAGUUUGUGUGAGUUCAAACUGUUACUUCUUCUGUUGACGUGGGGGGGGGGGGG
This is a messenger RNA of Cynoglossus semilaevis (tongue sole), 3101 nucleotides long. RefSeq names its product solute carrier family 30 member 2 (gene slc30a2). Gene Ontology annotation, cellular component: plasma membrane. Gene Ontology annotation, molecular function: zinc ion transmembrane transporter activity. Lineage: Eukaryota; Metazoa; Chordata; Actinopteri; Pleuronectiformes; Cynoglossidae. Bases 814 to 2088 code for a protein of 424 amino acids. The record is from RefSeq and is a predicted model, not a curated record. Gene Ontology annotation, biological process: response to zinc ion; zinc ion transmembrane transport. The transcript has 8 exons.